UCUUUCUCUCUCUCUCUUACCCUAUUUUUCCAAACCAAGCGCUCUGCCUCUCAUUUCAUGGUGAUGACGGCGAUGACCGCAGGGAUGAGCACGGCAGGCAUCCAUCGAGGCUUCCUCAGGAAAUAUGGAGGCUUCAUGUUUAAGCAGUGGAAGGAGAAGUACCUGGUGCUGACCAUGGAGGGAAGCCUGAUGGUGUGCCGUGAUGCAGAGUCUCCUCCAGACCAGGUGGUCUCGCUCCAAACCAGCUGUGAGGCCGUGGUGGAGGGACGGGAAAUCCUGGACCUCCCCAAGCUGCCACCAGGGGGCAGGAGGGACUGCUGCUUCGCCCUCAUUCUGCCCCAGAACAAGUUCCUGCUGCUGCUCUCAGACAACCCUGACGACUGCAGUCUUUGGCUGAAGUUGAUCAGGAAAGUGAGAGAGGGUGUCGUGUCAUCCAUGGUCCUUCAGAGGCAGCGCAGCAUCACUCCCUGCAUCACCGACAGAGACCCGCUGCCCGACUCCUCCAGCGAUAAGGACCCCGGCUCACCCAGGGUCAGUGAGGGAACUCCUCCGCUGUCUGGAGUCCCCGAACGCGGAGGCUCCUUCAGAGACAGAGGCCAAAACCAAGCCAGCGCCCCCCGGCGGCCGCUUCGUAGUGUGUCUGUGGCCCCCCCCCAUCGCGUGUCCGACUGUCUUCGCCAUGGCAACAGCAGCGAUGCUCGUGCGGUGAGGGCGGUGUGCCUGCUGAUGGGGGGCGCGGCGGCCUCGUCCGCUCUGGGCUACCUCAACUCCUGCCCCCCGUCGUCCUCGCUCGCCAGCAGAGCCCCGGAGAUGGCCCACGGCGCGGGGGGCUUCUCGGAGCUGGGCGGGGGAGGCUCCUUCCACGCCUGCAGCCAGGACGUUGACUCCCCCCACUUCAACAGCUUUGACUUUGAAGGAGACUCCGACUUUGAUGCGUUCGACUGUGGGGGAUUUGCUUUUUAACUGUGCUGGUUUUCCUUUAUCAAACACCCUUGUGUUCCUGAGGAUACUGUACCUCGGGAUCGACUGGUGAGCUGACAGCUGCAUGGACCUUCAUGAGGGAGUUAUAACAGUAGUGCUUAGUCAUUGUUGUGUAGAUUUUAUAUGGCUAAAUGAUGUGACCUCUGUGACUAUUUCCUGCUCGUCCUCAUUCUUUGUAUUCAUUGGCUUUUUGCUCAGUUUCCUUUUGCCCUGCUUUAAACCAAAGCGUCACCCGCCACGCACCAUCUGCACAUAUCUAGGACAAACCCAGUGCAGAGGUGAACUCUGAAUAAAUCCUGUCUUUCUCUCUGUCUA
Messenger RNA from Betta splendens (Siamese fighting fish), 1296 nucleotides. RefSeq lists its product as uncharacterized. The transcript has 5 exons. NCBI's taxonomy places the organism in Eukaryota, Metazoa, Chordata, Actinopteri, Anabantiformes, Osphronemidae. The record is from RefSeq and is a predicted model, not a curated record. Gene Ontology annotation, cellular component: membrane. Gene Ontology annotation, biological process: regulation of cell differentiation. The coding region runs from base 58 to 963 and encodes 301 amino acids.